CGGGGGGAAUCUGUUAGGUCCAACAGCUACCAGUGGAGUUAUUGUUGGGCAGCACCGGUCCUAUUUUUCUUUCCAUCAACUUCCCACAGCCAUCCGGACGCUUCAUGUCGCACGGCGAGGACGGCGGUUGCGUGGUCGUGACUGAAAGUAAUUCACCUGAAUGGCCGGAAAAUCUGGAAUACAUGACCGGAUUCGGGAACCACUUUUCAUCUGAAGCACUUCCUGGCGCUUUGCCAGAGGGACAGAACAACCCCCUUUUCUGCCCCUUUGGGCUUUACGCUGAGCAGAUCUCCGGCACGUCCUUCACUUCCCCACGGCUCCUAAAUCAGAGGAGCUGGUUGUAUCGGAUAAGGCCGUCCGUUACACAUGAGCCGUUUCAGGCACGUAAGCCUCGCCAUGAUAAAAUACUCAGCGAGUUUAAUCAGGAUAAUUGUUCUUUCACGCCUAAUCAGCUGAGGUGGAGGCCUGCUGAUUUUCCUGAAUCCCCCACUGAUUUCAUCGAUGGGAUCUAUACCAUGUGCGGUGCGGGAAGCUCCUUUCUUCGGCAUGGCUUUGCUAUUCACAUGUAUGCUGCGAACAAGUCCAUGGAGAGUUGCGCCUUUUGCAAUGCUGAUGGAGAUUUCUUAAUAGUUCCACAAACAGGAAGAUUGUGGAUUACAACUGAAUGUGGAAGGCUGCAGGUCUCUCCGGGUGAAAUAAUUGUUGUUCCACAAGGGUUCCGAUUCUCUGUUGGCUUGCCUGAUGGUCCAUCACGUGGUUAUGUUGCUGAAGUUUUUGGAACUCACUUUCAACUCCCUGAUCUUGGUCCUAUUGGUGCUAAUGGGCUAGCCUCUCCAAGGGAUUUUUACGUUCCCACAGCUUGGUAUGAUGAUGAUGAUGCUCAUGUUGGUUACACAAUCAUCCAGAAGUUCGGUGGCAAUCUGUUCACUGCAAAACAAGAUUUUUCUCCGUUUAAUGUGGUUGCUUGGCAUGGAAAUUAUGUGCCAUAUAAGUAUGAUCUCAACAAAUUUUGUCCGUUCAAUACAGUAUUGUUUGAUCAUGGUGAUCCCUCGAUUAACACAGUGCUGACAGCUCCAACUGAUAAGGCUGGCGUUGCUUUACUUGAUUUUGUCGUCUUUCCGUCCCGUUGGGUAGCUGCUGAACACACAUUUUGCCCUCCCUAUUAUCAUCGCAAUUGCAUGAGCGAAUUCAUGGGCUUGAUAAAUGGUAAAUAUGAGGCAAAGGCGGAGGGCUUUCUCCCUGGAGGGGCUACCAUUCAUGCAUGCAUGACGCCCCAUGGACCUGACAAUGCGACAUAUGAGAAGGCGAUAGAACGCGGCGAGGAUGCGGGGCCUUACAAAAUAAAGGAUACCCUCGCAUUCAUGUUCGAGUCUUCGCUGCUUCCACACAUCUGCACUUGGUCUCUGGAGUCUCCUUGUAGGGAUGCUGACUACUACCAGUGCUGGAUUGGUUUAAAAUCUCACUUCUCCGCAGAAAAUGGAGGGAAAUUUGUCUAGUUUGGAUACAGGGCCAUUAGGAUGUGAUGCAGGCCUAUAUGGUGUGAGUGUGUAUAUAACGCAUUACCAGUUCUUCAAAUGAUGCUGAUCUCAGAUUCUAGACGUAAAAUGUCGGUUUGAAUCGCAUGCUUAGCU
Molecule: messenger RNA, 1631 nt
Organism: Phalaenopsis equestris
Lineage: Eukaryota; Viridiplantae; Streptophyta; Magnoliopsida; Asparagales; Orchidaceae
Product: homogentisate 1,2-dioxygenase
Exons: 10
Coding region: 105-1496 (463 amino acids)
Biological process (GO): L-phenylalanine catabolic process
Cellular component (GO): cytoplasm
Molecular function (GO): homogentisate 1,2-dioxygenase activity
Source: RefSeq, a predicted model, not a curated record